AUGGGUCUAAGUCGAGGUACCUGGCUGGGCAAGCCUCCAUCUAGAACCGGACCAGUUCACAAGGUUUUAAACCGACUUUUCCUCGUCGGUGGUCCAGUUGCAGGGAACACGACGCCUUCCUCCUCUGUUGGUCCAUCCGAUGCGACUCUUGCUACUCCACGCUCUCACCAUACUCUAAAUUACUCUCCUGCGCCUUGCCCGAAGCUGGCGAGCUCCUCUUCCGCAUCUGCGCCUGCACCUGCUUCUUCUCCGAGUCUUCCUCCUCGUUUACCUCUGCUGCCUCGACGGACACCCACGUCUCCUCGUUCCGGCUGGUCCCAUUACCACACUAUCCAUACUCCUCUGCUUCGCCGCAGAGCUCAAACUACUACUAAUUGCCUCGUCCCGUCGCCCACUUCCGCCUCCUCUUUCUUCUCCGCACCACUCCCUCCGACACAUGCGCCGGUAAUGUCAAUGGCGUCGUAUCCUUUCAGCUCUUCAAGCUCAUCAGACAUCUCUACGCCUCGGUCCGCCUCGCCUUCGCCAUCUCGCAGAAUGACUGACUUCAACCCAAUGUCUUCCACUGACAUCAACGCUAUCGAGGAGAAGAUGAGAAUGGCCUCUCUUGACCAGCACCGUGGUUACGCCCAGAACACUUUUGGCGAAGUCCAGCAAUACCGCAACACUGAACCCAUCCCCAAGUCCCAAGCCACUGGCUACCAGGUUCUCAAGGAGCCUUUGUGGAACAAAGGCCUUGCCUUCACUCCCGAGGAGCGCAUCAACAAGAACCUCACUGGUCUCAUCCCCCACACCAUGGAGAGCCUUCAGACGCAAUGCCAGCGGGCGAUGAAGAUGAUCAACACUCGCCAGACCCCCGUUGACAAGUACCUGUACCUGUCUUCGCUCAAGGCCCAGAACUUUGAUCUCUUCUACCGCUUGCUCAUGGACAACAUCCGCGAGCUCAUGCCUCUGGUUUACACCCCCACCAUUGGCGAUGUCUGCCUGCAAUACUCCACCCUCUACACCCGCCCUGAGGCUUUGUACAUUUCCAUCAAGCAGCGCAAGUCCAUCCGCACCAUGCUCCGCAACUGGCCCUACCCCAACCCCGAGAUUUGCGUCGUCACCGACGGCUCGCGUAUCUUGGGUCUGGGCGACUUGGGCGUCAACGGUGUUGGCAUUUCUAUUGGCAAGUUGGCUCUGUACACUGGUGCUGCUGGUAUCCACCCCGAGAACACCCUGCCCAUUGUCCUUGACACUGGUACCAACAACGAGACCAACUUGAAGGACCCCUUCUACCUCGGAAUCCGCUCUAAGCGUGUGUCCGUUGCCGAGCAGCAGGCUUUCAUGGACGAGUUCAUGGAGGCUGUCGCUGAGGUCUACCCCAACAUGACCGUCCAGUUCGAGGAUUUCGAGUCCGAGAAGGCCUUCAACUACCUCGACCGCUACCGCAACAAGUACCGCUGCUUCAACGACGAUAUCCAGGGAACUGGUGCCGUCGUCCUGGCCGGCUACAUCAAUGCUGUCGAGCUCUCUGGCGUCCCCAUUGAGGAGCAGCGCCUGGUCUUCAUGGGCGCUGGCUCUGCCGGUGUCGGUGUGGCCAAGCAGCUUGUUGAGUACUACACCAAGCGCGGCCUCAGCGAGCAGGCUGCCAAGGACAAGUUCUGGCUGGUCGACACCAAGGGCCUUGUUACCAAGGACCGUGGUGACAAGCUCGCCGAGCACAAGAAGUACUUCGCCCGCACCGACAACAACGGCCACCAGUUCCGCACCUUGGAGGAGGUCAUUGAGUACGUCAAGCCCAGCGCUCUGGUCGGUCUCACUGCCACCUUCGGUGUCUUCACCGAGUCUGUCGUCCGUGCUCUCAAGGCUUCCGUCGACGCUGGUGGUCUUGGCCGCCGCCCCGUCCUCUUCCCCCUCAGCAACCCCCUCACCAAGGCCGAGUGCACCUUCGAGCAGGCCAUCCAGUGGACCGACGGCACCGUCCUCUUCGCCUCCGGUUCCCCCUUCUCCUCCCUCACUGUCAAGAGCAGCGAGGGCCAGUCCAUCACCUACCACCCCAACCAGGGCAACAACGUCUACGUCUUCCCUGGUCUCGGCCUCGGUGCCAUCCUCGCCAAGGCCUCCAAGAUCACCGACGACAUGGUCUACACCUCGGCCGCUGCCCUUGCCGGUGCUCUCAACGCCGAUGAGAUCCACAGCGGUCUCAUCUACCCCCGCAUUGAGCGUGUGCGCGACGCCAGCUUGAUCGUCGCUCGGGAGGUCAUGAAGUCUGCCCGCAGAGCCGGCGUCUCCGCGCUUCCCGAGGCCCAGUGGGUUGAGUGGGAGGAGUGGGGUGACGUCGCCCUCAACAACUGGAUCAAGGAGCGUGUUUACGACCCCGUCAGCUUCUCCGAGAGAAGCCGCAUCUAA
Colletotrichum truncatum is the source of this 2388-nucleotide messenger RNA. The record is from RefSeq and is a predicted model, not a curated record. Lineage: Eukaryota; Fungi; Ascomycota; Sordariomycetes; Glomerellales; Glomerellaceae.